This is a messenger RNA of Cercospora beticola, 1898 nucleotides long. RefSeq names its product aspartic endopeptidase (gene YPF1). Gene Ontology annotation, molecular function: aspartic endopeptidase activity, intramembrane cleaving. Lineage: Eukaryota; Fungi; Ascomycota; Dothideomycetes; Mycosphaerellales; Mycosphaerellaceae. Gene Ontology annotation, biological process: membrane protein proteolysis. The record is from RefSeq and is a predicted model, not a curated record. Gene Ontology annotation, cellular component: lumenal side of endoplasmic reticulum membrane; cytoplasmic side of endoplasmic reticulum membrane; membrane.
CAAGCACCUCCACGACAACAACUUCGCUGAGCUGCACAAUAUGGCCGCCGUCGACACGCGCGAGAUGCUCGCAGCGGUCGCUCGUCACUGGCAUCGGAACCGCCCGCUCCUGCCCAUGUACGCACACCUUCUGCUCUCUGCCGUCUUUGCCAUCUACACUGGUGCUCACGCCUCGCUCUCUCGGCCAGCUUCAGCCGCCAAGGCUGGUAAGAGCGAAACCAGCACAACCGACUCCCAAGAAGACGAUGAAGAAGACGACGAUGAAGAGGACGUCCAGCAAAUCGAGGGUCUGACGCCCAAAGACGCCGUCAUUUUUCCCCUCAUGGCAGGCUUGGUCCUUGCAGGCCUGUACUGGCUGAUCAACACAUACGGAGCCGACAUCAUCAAUACGAUCCUCGGUCUAUAUUUCAGCUUAAUCGGAACGUACAGUGUUGCCAAACUCAUCAGCGACUCGUGGACGAUGAUUGCUUCCUUUCUCAUGCCCGAUUAUUUUUCGGACCAGGGCAAGCUAUGGAAGGUUUCAGAUGAACAGCAGAAAGUGUUCUCGCUGGAUCAAGGCUCAACAUUGAGCAGAGACAGCCCCUUUCCUGGCCUCCUCGGCCGAUUGCCGCUUCCUGAAGCACUUAGCAACUUCUCGUGGUCAUUGCGUCAACUGAGCAAGCAUCGUUAUCAGAUCGUCUGCUACGCAAAAGGCCUAUGCGACUUCAAGGUCGUGCUUACUCGACAUGAUGCCAUAUCAGCAGUCAUUGGCUUCUCGGCCAUUUUGUACAGCCUCUUCUUCGAAAGCACAUGGUGGCUGACGAAUUUACAAGGUUUCGCCGUCUCUUAUGGGGCACUGCAACUCAUGUCACCCACGACAUUCGCGACCGGCACUUUGAUCUUAUCUGGUCUGUUUUGCUAUGACAUAUGGGCAGUUUUCUGCACUCCAUUAAUGGUCACGGUCGCGAAAAAUCUUGACGUGCCGAUUAAAAUGCUGUUUCCGAGACCAGAAGAGGGCUACAGUAUGCUUGGUCUUGGCGACAUUGUUCUGCCUGGACUAUACAUAGGUCUCUGUCUGAGGUACGAUCUCUUCAUGCACUACCUGCGCAAACAGAAGCAGGUCCAGAAGCAGCAUUGUGAGGGCGAUGUGUGCACGCUCAAGACCGAGGUUGAGAAGGUGCCGUACGUCCCUGUCACUGGCAAUUGGGGCGAGAGGCUGUGGACGAUGGGCUCUGCUCACAAAGCUCUUCCUGCUGCAUUGUCUACUAGGUUCAGCAAGCCCUACUUCACAGCCGCCAUGAUCGGGUAUGCUAUUGGCAUGGUCGCCACAUUGGUAUUCAUGUCUGUGUUCCAACACGCACAGCCGGCUCUUCUCUACCUUGUCCCUGGAGUCCUCAUCAGCACGUGGGGCACCGGCCUAGUCCGUGGCGAGCUGAAAGACAUGUGGCAAUACAGUGAAGAAAUCACAGGCGAAGCAGCCACUGAAGACAAAGAGAAAGAAAAGGAAGGAGAAGCGAAACCGUCCAAGGGCUUCUUCGCUGAGCUAUGGGCAGAGCUGUUUGGCAGUGCAGACGACGACCUGAAGAAGGAGAAGAAGCAACAAGAUGAGAGCGUGGACAAACAGGAACACAGUGAGAAGGCCAGGGCUGAGCCUCCGCAUUUGCUUUCAUUCACGAUACAAAACUACAAACGUGGGGCGAAGAAGGCGGCAAAUAGGCACGCAGCUUCCUCUCAAGAUUCCGGCAAUGCUGCUGGGGAAGCGUCUGUUUUGGAUGCGAACCCAAGCGAGGAUGAUGCAUCAUCGCGUCUGCGCCAGCGCGUGAAGACAGGGGAACGUACUCGUUCGUAGCAUGAAAUCACAGCCACCGCUUGCACAGAGUCCAAUAAGCGAAGCUGUUUCAAUUCAGCUCAUGCUACAU